Molecule: messenger RNA, 8244 nt
Organism: Phycodurus eques (leafy seadragon)
Lineage: Eukaryota; Metazoa; Chordata; Actinopteri; Syngnathiformes; Syngnathidae
Exons: 5
Coding region: 6705-7730 (341 amino acids)
Cellular component (GO): nucleus
Source: RefSeq, a predicted model, not a curated record
GCAAAGGUCGCGGGAGUGCUGGAGCCUAUCCCAGCUAUCAUCAGCUUAUUCCAUUUGUGUGCAGCAUAAUAGCUAAAUGCUGCUCCACUAUUUGACCUGAGUCUGUCGAUCUCAGAGCCCUACUGGGUUUAUAUGCCAUUACCAUUUCAUUCAUGUAUUCAGGACCUAAACAGUUUAGUGAUUUAUAGACCAGUAGCAGAACUUUAAAAUAUAUUCUAAAGCCGACUGGAAGCCAGUGUAAAGACUUUAGAAUUGGAGUAAUAUGCUCUGACAUCUUUGUUCUGGUCAGAAUCCGCACUGCAGCAUUCUGAAUGAGCUGCAGCUUUUUAAUGCUCUUUUUAGGGAGUCCAGUCAGAAGACCAUUACAAUAGUCAGGUCUACUUGAGAUAAAAGCAUGGAUGAGCCUCUCCUGGUCUGCUUGACACAUGCAAGCCUUCACUCUGGAUAUGUUCUCCAGAUGGUAGAAGGCAGUUUUAGUAAUUGAUUUGCUAUAACUGUUGAAAGUCAGGUCGGAAUUAGGCUUUACACGAUCAGGACUUUUGGGGCCGAUAACCGAUCAGCAAGUUUAAAAAAAACGAUAACCCAUCACCGAUCCGAUCACAAGAUGGAGCAAUGUGUCCAUUUAGAUGACUUGUUCAUUUAUUGUAUAUACUUGUGUACUGUAUACUGAGUACUGUAUCCAUCCAUUUUCUGUACCGCUUAUCCUCACUAGGGUCACGGGCGUGCUGGAGCCCAUCUCAGCUCAAAAUUAUUCUCUAGUAUUUUAGACAAAAGCUAAAAUAUCAAUGACCUCUAGGGGGCAUUCAAGGAUUGGCGAGUGACAUAAGUUUAGGUCAGAUCAACAUUACAACGUGACAGAAAUAAUGGGUGCUAACUUGCUGUAAUUAAAUUACUUUAUUGCUUUAAUAAAUACUGUUUAUUACUUUAAUAAAUGCUGUUAAUGACAUGCUUACUCUAACUUUCUCACAGUCCCGGCUAUAUGGACGGGUAUUGUCCAGAGUUUGCGUCCGUUUGGCUUUUCCUCACACACCCCCCACGCUGCGCAGCUUGAACGCGGCAUGCUCCUCCUCAUGUACAUUCUUCAGGUCCCCGAUCAAAUUUGUUGUUUAAGCAUUUAGAUGACGUUCCCCAUGACGUACUUCAGUUGUGCACAGACUGCAAAUGACUUGUUGUUUGUCUGAGACACCGCAAAAUAGUCCCACACCGACGUUUUUUUUUCACCGACAAGAUUGAAAAAAGCUUUCCUGGCCGUCAGAUAGUUACAAUACUACGCCACAAGACACGUGACAAGGCUGAAAAUAAACUAGCUUUUGGAUUUAUACGCAACGGCGACGCGGAGUUAAAUGUCUUGUGCGGAGCCGAUCGAUGACGUCAUUGAUCGGAUCGGCUAAUUAUGCCAUGAAAGCCGAUCAGCAUAAAAUGCUAAUUAUCGGCCGAUACGAAUCACACCGAUCAGAUCGGCGUAAAGUCUAGUCGGAAUCUAUCAGAACACCAAGGUUUCUGACUUCGUCUUUGGUUUUUAAAGAGAGUGACUCCAGGUAUUUACUAACAGCAAUCCUCUUUUCUUUAUUGUCAAAAACAAUGAUCUGUUUUGUUGUGGUUUAAUUGAAGAAAAUUUUAGCUCAUCCAGAUAUUUGUUUUAGACGGUGACACAACACCUCAAUCGAACUGUAGUCAUCUGGAGACACUGCUAGAUAUAACUGUGUCAUCUGCAUAGCUAUGAUAGUCAAAAUUAAAGUUUUGAAGAAUAUGACCAAAGGGUAGCAUAUACAGGGUGAACAGGAGUGGUCCUAGAACUGGCCCUUGAGGGACCUCAUAGGUCAUUGCCAUUCGAUGAGAUUGAACACUUCCAAUGGUUACAAGGUAUGUCCAACACUUCCAAUGGUUACAAGGUAUGUCCAGGUAGAACAUGAACCAUUUAAGGACUGUUCCAUUUAGCCCUACCCACGUUUCCAACAUGUUCAGUAGUAUAUUAUGAUCUACUGUAUCAAAAGCCGCACUGAGGUCCAACAAGACCAGAAUUGGCACCUUUCCUGAGUCAGUAUUCAACCUUGUAUCAUUUAGCACUUUGAUAAGAGCAGAUUCUGUACUGUGAUAAGUUCCGAACCCUGAUUGACAUUUGUCAAUUUAAGUUCAAGAAAUUGCUGAGUUGAUGAAAAAUAACUUUCUCAACAAUCUUGGCUAUGAAGGGAGAUUUGAGAUGGGUCUAUAGCUUGCUAACAUGGAAGUGUCGACGUUCUAUUUUUUAGUAGAGGCUUAAUGGCAGCUACUUUAAGAGCUUUAGGAAACUCGCCUGACUGAAGUGAGCAAUUGAUUAUUUGCUCCAAAUCAGGUAGCACAGACUUCGCAAUAGCUUUGAAAAAGUCAGAUAAUAUUGAGUCAAGACAGCUCGUUGACGGUUUCAAGCUGCUGAACCGUUUUCUCUCCAGUUUUUGGUCAACUGUAUCAAAUUCUGACAUGGUAAUCGAGUUUUUCCUGGGUGGCUUCAGAUGUAGUAUCAUUUUAUAAUUUUGUGGGGGGGGGGGUGAGCUUGUCAACCACAGCAAACAGUGCGAGUAUUAUUGAAAUUCUUACUGAUGAGUUCAGAAACGUUUUGCUGUCUAGCACUGACUAACUCUUGGUUAAAAUUACAAAUACUUUGUCUUUAGAGGUCAUAGUCAAUUUUGAGUUCAGCUUUUCGCCACUUACGUUCUGCUUUCCGACACUUUGAUUUAGAGGUCUUUACCAUCAUUGUGCUCCUCCAUGGUGUUCUUGGUCGCCUCAAGUUUGUCUUAGUUUUAAUAGGAGCGACAGCAUUCAUGACGUUUGAGAUUUUCCAGGUGAAAUUAUCCAAACGUUCAACAACUGUCUCAGCAUUCCCAGUUUGUGACAAGCAAUCUUCUUCUUUUCCUUUUGGCUUGUGCCUUUAGGGGUCGCCACAGCGCGUCAUCCUUUUCCUUGUAAGCCUAUCUCCUGCAUUCUCCUCUCGAACACCACCUGCCCUCAUGUCUUCCAUCAACCUUCCCUUUGGUCUUCCUCUAGCUCUCUUGCCUGGCAGCUCUAUCAUCAUCAUCCUUCUACCAAUAUACUCACUAUUGCUCCUCUGGACGUGUCCAAACCAUUGAAGUCUGCUCUCUCUAACUAUGUCUCCAAAACAUCGAACCUUGGCUCUCCCUCUGAUGAGCUCAUUUCUAAUUUUAUCCAACCUGGUCACUCCGAGAGCGAACCUCAACAUCUUCAUUUCCGCGACCUCCAGCUCUGCUUCCUGUUGUCUCUUCAGUGCCACUGUCUCUAAUCCGUACAUCAUGGCUGGCCUCACCACUGUUUUAUUAACUUUGCCCUUCAUCCAAGCAGAGGCUCUUCUGUCACAUAACACAGCUGACACCUUCCUCCACCUGUUGCAACCUGCUUGGACCCGUUUCUUCACUUGUAGCCUCACUCUUCCCCCACCACCCCUCUCAUUCAUGCACAUAUAUUGUUUUACUUCAGCUAAUCUUCAUUCCUAUGCUUUCCAGUGCAUGCCUCCACAUUUCUAACUGUUCCUCCACCUGCUCCCUGCUUUCACUGCAGAUCACAAUGUCAUCUGCAAACAUCAUGCUCCACGGGGAUUCCAGUCUAACCUCAUCUGUUAGCCUGUCCAUCACCACUGCAAACAGGAAGAGGCUCAGGGCUGAUCCCCGAUGCAGUCCCACCUCCACCUUAAAUUUGUCUGUCACACCUACAGCACACCUCACCACUGUUCUGCUGCCCUCGUACAUGUCCUGUGUUAUUCCAACAUAUUUCUCUGCUACUCCAGACCUCCGCAUGCAGUACCACAGUUCCUCUCUGGGUACUCUGUCAUAGGCUUUCUUUAGAUCUACAUAGACACAAUGUAGCUCAUUCUGACCUUUUCUGUAGUUUUCCAUCAACAUCCUCAAGGCAAAUAAUGCAUCUGUGGUACUCUUUCUAGGCAUGAAACCAUACUGUUGCUCGCAAAUACUCCUGUCCCGAGUCUAGCCUCCAGUACUCUUUCCCAUAACUUCAUUGUGUGGCUGAUCAACUUUAUUCCUCUAUAGUUCCCACAGCUCUGCACAUCACACUUGUUCUUAAAAAUGGGCACCAGCACACUUUUCCUCCAUUCCUCAGGCAUCUUCUCACAUGCUGGAAUUCUAUUGAACAAGCUGGUCAAAAACUCCACAGCCACCUCUCCUAGAUGCUUCCAUACCGCCACAGGACCAACUGCCUUUCCAUUUUUCAUCCUCUUGAAUGCAUUUCUAACUUCCCCCUUACUAAUCAUUGCCACUUCCUGGUCCACCACACUUGCCUCUUCUAUCUCAUUUUCCUCAUUCAUCAACUAAGUAUUCUUUCCAUCUCGCGAGCACACUACUGGCACCAGUCAACAUAUUUCCAUCUCUAUCCUUAAUCACCCUAACCUGCUGCACAUCCUUCCCAUCUCUAUCCCUCUGUCUGGGUAACAUGUAGCGAUCCUUUUCUCCUUAUUUAGUGUCCAACCUGGCAUACAUGUCAUCAUAUGCCUCUUGUUUGACCUUUGCCACCGCUACCUUUGCCCUAUGUCGCAUCUCAAUGUAUUCCUUCCGCUUCUCCUCGGUCCUCUCAGUGUCCCACUUCUUGGCUAACCUUUUUCUUUAUGUGAUUUCCUGUACUGUGAGGUUCCACCACCAAGUCUCCUCUCCUUUCCUGCCAGAAGACACACCAAGUACUCUCCUGCCUGCCUCUCUGAUCAUCUUGGCUGCAGUGGUCCAGUCUUCUGGAAGCUGCUCCUGUCCACCGAGAGCCUGUCUCACCUCUUCCCGAAAAGCUGCACAACACUAGUCCUGUCUCAGCUUCCACCACAUGGUUCUCUGCUCUGCCUUUGUCUUCCUAAUCUUCCUCCCGACCACCAAAGUCAUCUUACACAUCACCAUCCUAUGCUGUCGAGCCACACCCUCCCGUACCACUACCUUACAGUCGGUAACCUCCUUUAGAUUACAUCGACUGCACAAAAUGUAAUCCACCUGCGUGCUUCUUCCUCCGCUCUUGUAGGUCACCCUAUGUUCCUGUCUACCACCAUCUGUCCCUCGAAGUUUCUUUCCUGGAUGCUGUCCUUACCCAUCACUUCUUCAUCACCCCUAUUUCCUUCACCAACAUGUCCAUUACAAUCUGCACCAAUCAUGACUCUCUCUCUCUGUCUGGGAUGCUCAGAAGUACUUCGUCUAGCUCCUUCCAGAAUUUCUCUUUCACCUCUCGGUCACAUCCUACCUGUGGGGCAUAGCCACUAAUCUCAUUAUUCAUAACACCCUCAAUUUCAAGUUUCAGCCUCAGCACUCCAUCUGAGACUCUUUUCACCUCCAAGACAUUCUUAGCCAACUCUUCUUUUAAAAUAACCCCGACUCCAUUUCUCUUCCCAUCUACACCAUGGUAAAAUAAUUUAAACCCUGCCUCUAAACUUCUAGCCUUACUGCCUUUCCACCUGGUCUCCUGGACACACAGUAUAUCAACCUUUCUCCUAAUCAUCCUGUCAACCAACUCCUGAGAUUUUCCUGUCAUAGUCCCAACAUUCAAAGUCCCCACAUUCAAUUCUAGGGUCUGUGCUUUCCUCUUCUCUUUCUGCUUAAGAACCCGCUUUCCACCUCUCCUUCAUCUUCGACCCACAGUAGCUGAAUUUCCACCGGCGCGCCGCAGGUUGACUGCGCCGGUGGCGGACGUUGUUAACCCGGGCCACGACCGAUCCGGUAUGGAAUUCUUUGGAUGAACGCUCAUAUUUGUUUGACAAAGUUUUAAGCCGAUGCCCUUCUGACGCAACCCGGCCUGGGCCCGGCCUACAGUUUGCACUGGCUUGUGCCCCCCAUAGGGCUGCAUUUGUUUGUGACAAGCAAUGGUCUCCAUAAAUUUAGUGGCAGUACUCUCAUUUAUAUACCUUUUCUUAAUAGACAUAAAGGUUGUCUGAACCUUUGGAAGAAUCUGUAAUUCAAUGAAUACACAAAAAUGGUCAGAAAUAGCCAUAUCCUUAACGGCAAUUGAUAGACGCGUGUGCUGUAUUUGAAAUAAAGGAAGUACCGUAUGUUCAAUGUGUUUCAAUGAAUUAAACACUUUGGCUGGUGUGGAAAGGAAUGAGACAUGCCUUUAUCAUUAUCACAGGCAUUUUAUUCCCGAAAAUAUUUGUAGGUGAAGAGUUAUGUAUUUAAGUCGAAGUAAUAGCCAACGCUGAGUUAAGUUGGUUUGGGUUAUGCCACAGAUUUUGCAAUUAAAUUCAAAUCAAAAUGGUGUCACAACAGACAACCUAAACUAUUUUUCUCCCUCCCUCGCUCCCCUCCCCUCGCUCUCUCUCUCUCUCUCUCUCUCUCUCGCUCUCGGAAGUGAUUGCCCUUCAAAAUAAGAGCACAUUUUACAAUCUGGAAAAUAUCAAUACAAGACAAAAACUUAAUUGAUAGCAUAUACAAAAUCAUAAUCUAUACUAUUUCGUAUAUAACAAGGGCGAUGAGGGUCGUAAUAGCGUAAAAAUAUUUGAGCAAUAAACCAGAAUCGCUCUCUUAGUUAGACGACCUUUCCUGGCCAAGUCACCGGACAUAGUCUGGAUGGGAGUAUUCCCGCUAGCUUUACAAUAGCUAGCUUGUUGAUAAGCACGUUAAUAUAUAUACACUUCAAGAGCAAAUAUAAUUUUUUGAACGUUCAGACUCAUCUGGAAGUUGGGAGCUGAGAGGUGAAUAGAAAGCAGCAGAGGAACCACUGACGCUGUUUUGUGGAGGAUGUCUUCAACAUUACUCUUCAACCAAGACAGUGUUAUACGCUUUAAAAAAAGGAAAGCCCGUUUCACUUUCAGUGAGGUCCACAUACUUUUGGAUGAAGUGAGGAAACAUCGCGCUGUGGUCGUGGGUAAAUUCAACCGCGGUGUGGGAACGGACGUUAAGAAGCGCACAUGGGCUGAAAUUGCAGCCCGAGUCAAUGAGAUUGGCGAGUGCCAGCGAGAGGUCAUUGAGGUCGUUAAGAAAUGGUCAGACCUGAAGUGUGACACCAAGCGGAAAGUUGCUGCCAUGCGGUCGGGCAAGGUGCCAAACCGGGGCAUCAACUCGCGUCUUUCUAAAGACCUUAACCAAACAGAGAAAGUAGUGCUCCAGAUUCUGGAGAUGGAUCAGGGAGACCAGAUCAACAGUGACUUAGGCCCCCUUUGCGAUGAUGACUAUGGUGAAGAAAUGGAUGAGGACGACAUGGUUGGAAUGCAGAGUUCACCAAACGGUGCUGACGAGUUGUCUAUGCCUCCACCGAUGUCCUACUCUUCAAGUGGAUUUGCCCAGUCAGGGGACUCAUCACAGACUGCCUUUGAUAUGCAGUUUGAAAUACCUGCUUCAGAAGACUGGGAUGAUGACCCCAAAGAUGAUGCGCUACCCUCAAGUCAGGCUACGAAACUACGAGGGGAUCACCAAGGAAACAAUGGCCUCCAGAAACAAGAACAACCUCAUAUUUCCUCUGGGGCUUCAACCUCGACAGCCUCACUUCCGAUCACCGGUCAGCCCGGCGUAAAUGUGAGGGAAACCAUGCUACAAAAUGCGUCACUUAGCCUCCAGGAGCAGCAUGCCACCAACAUCCUGCUGGAAACGGUUUCCCGCUCCCUGGAGCUUCUGUCUGAGUCAGUGCAGCAGCUAGCAGAGACGCAGCAGGAGUUUGUGCGAGAGUCCCUGCAACUCCAAAGAGAAACAGUCCAGGUGCUUAGAGACUUUACAGGGAGCACCAUCACUCUCAUGCAUGAUAAACUGAAUGGACGGCCUGCAUUAUAGCAUCAAGUUGCCAGAUGUAUCCCUGACUUUAUACAGUAUAUGGCCUUCAGCCUCUAAAACCUUCAAUUUCCUUUGGAUUUUACACUGGUUACUGUAUUUAUGACAAUACUCGACAGAUAUUCCAUUAUGGGUGGAUACAAUUUAUUGUUAGAAAUAACUCCUGUCUGAGGAGUUUAAUUGAACUGUUUGUUUUGCUACUGAGAGUGAUACUUCUGUCACUGCAUUGUAAAGUAUGUAUCACUUUUCUAAGGCUUUUGUUGUUUUAUUGCUGGUAUUCAAGAAUGCUCAUUGAAUUUGAGGUGUGUCAUAUUCAGCGCGUUCUGUCCAUAAGUGUUCCCCUGUGUCUGUGUAUAGAGUAUCACUUGUACUGUAACCUUGAGUAGUUUUCAGCACCUGACCAUUAUAUGGUCCAUAUAUCUUAAAGCUAUACUUUUUAAAUCCUAUCCUGCAUUAUAUAUUAGAAUAUCCAAAAAUGAAACAUUUUCUUUUAGGCGUUGAAUAAACUGUGUGUAAA